GGGUACUUACUGUUUCUUCUCAUAGGGCUCUUAUCGCUAGGAAAUGAAUAAGCAUCUAUUUAGAAUGCUCUCAAAUUUAUGGGACUGAUUUGUUUCAAACUACAGCACCUCUAUUGUCUGACUUAGUGAUAGACGGCUCUUAUAUUACACGUAUCUUAAAAUGAACAGAUGUUGGAGGUAAACUUUCUUAGCAACCAGAGAUUGAAUUAGUUAUCGUAUUCGACUGUAAGAACUCUUCCAUCUAACUCAGCACCAUUAAAUUCCUUAAUGGCUUUUUGAUGGUCAGAGUCGUACUCAUAUCCAACAAGGGCUUUGCCCAAAGAUCUGCCUUGCUUGUCCCAAAGGACUCUGCAGAACUUAAGCUUGCCUACAGAGGCGAAGAUUUCUCUGACAUCUUCUUCCAGGAUGUUGUAGUCAAGGUUGACCACUCUGAUUUUUCUCGGUCUUUCUCUUCUGUCGCCGUAUUGUCUUCUUCCUCUACCUCCAAAUUGCUUUCUUUUGUUGUUGUUAAAUCUUCUGGAAGGUCUAUCCUGCUUGAAGCCAUCUCCUGAUAACUUUUUAGGGAAGCUUUUCUUAGGCUUUCUGUUCUUCUUUUCUUCUUUUAUAAGCUCAUC
Molecule: messenger RNA, 614 nt
Organism: Moneuplotes crassus
Lineage: Eukaryota; Ciliophora; Spirotrichea; Euplotida; Euplotidae
Source: the annotation of a GenBank genome assembly